GGCAGGAGGAGGAAAGGAGUGGAAGGAAGAGAGCUUAGAGGGAAAGAGGCUUGGGAAGGAAACAGCAGGAAAGAAACUGCUCAUCACACUUACAGAGAGGCAAAUGACCGUGGAGAUGAGGACAGAGAGAGACAAGACUAUGAAAGGCAAAAAAUACAAAUAGAGCGAAAGAGGAAAAAAUGCCAAGAAGAACAUCCAUCCGGAGAAAUGAAGAGAAUGAAAGUUUUAUGCUGCAGAGCCGCUCUAUGCUCUUCCGCCACAAAAUUCUCUCGCUGUUUUUAAGCCCUUGUGCAUUUGCCAGCCGUUGACAUUAAGAGGCAUGUUCAGCGGUGCCAGCAGCAUCUCCUCUUCCUUCUCCUCUUCCUCUUCAUCUUCCUCCUCCUCCUUUUCCUCCUCCUCCUUCUCCUCCCAUCAGCAAGAAGACAAACCGAGGACAGUCUUGAAAUAUCGAAAUUUCCUCCUUGGGAUUUGCCAGCGCCGCGUUGCGCCAAGAUUGUCGGAAUAAAGGACGCUGACUAUUGUAUUAUUAUUUUAUUAAUUGGUCAGUGGGAAGAUUACAGAUGAGGAAAGGGGCCGACUGUCACCCUUCCUGCGCUAAGACUGAAAAAUGAGGCUGAAUUGGAGGAAGCCCUAAAAUGAAGCGAAAGGAAUAAGAUUUUUAAGGACAGAAAGCCACAGGAGCCCCCCCCCCCCACAUAGCGCACUUUUAUUUGUAUUUUUUUGAUUUUUUUUUUUUCGUGGUGGUGGGGGAGGUGAUUGGGUGGCUGACUGGCUGCGGGAAGCUGCUUCCUUUCCCUUUGGAGAUGAUUGUGCUAUUAUUCUUUGCCUUGCUCUGGAUGGUGGAAGGAGUCUUCUCCCAGCUUCACUACACGGUGCAGGAGGAGCAGGAACAUGGCACUUUCGUGGGGAAUAUCGCUGAAGAUCUGGGCUUGGACAUUACAAAACUUUCGGCUCGCAGGUUUCAAACGGUGCCCAACUCGCGGACCCCUUACUUGGACCUCAACCUGGAGACCGGGGUGCUGUACGUGAACGAGAAGAUCGACCGCGAGCAAAUCUGCAAGCAGAGCCCCUCCUGCGUCCUGCACCUGGAGGUCUUCCUGGAGAACCCCCUGGAGCUGUUCCGGGUGGAGAUCGAGGUGUUGGACAUCAAUGACAACCCCCCCUCCUUUCCGGAGCCGGACCUGACGGUGGAGAUCUCUGAGAGCGCCACGCCGGGCACCCGCUUCCCCUUGGAGAGCGCAUUCGACCCAGACGUGGGCACCAACUCCUUGCGCGACUACGAGAUCACCCCCAACAGCUACUUCUCCCUGGACGUGCAGACCCAGGGGGAUGGCAACCGAUUCGCCGAGCUGGUGCUGGAGAAGCCGCUGGACCGAGAGCAGCAAGCGGUGCACCGCUACGUGCUGACCGCGGUGGACGGGGGAGGAGGGGGAGGAGGAGGAGAAGGAGGGGGAGGCGGCGGGGGAGGGGGCCUGCCCCCCCAGCAGCAGCGCACCGGCACGGCCCUACUCACCAUCCGAGUGCUGGACUCCAACGACAAUGUGCCCGCCUUCGACCAACCCGUCUACACUGUGUCCCUACCAGAGAACUCACCGCCGGGCACGCUCGUGAUCCAGCUCAACGCCACAGACCCAGAUGAAGGCCAGAAUGGCGAGAUCGUGUACUCCUUCAGCAGCCACAUUUCGCCCCGGGCGCGGGAGCUCUUCGGACUCUCCCCGCGCACCGGCCGGCUGGAGGUGAGCGGCGAGCUGGACUAUGAAGAAAGCCCGGUGUACCAAGUGUACGUACAAGCCAAGGACCUGGGCCCCAAUGCCGUGCCCGCUCAUUGCAAGGUGCUAGUGCGAGUGCUGGAUGCUAACGACAACGCGCCAGAGAUCAGCUUCAGCACCGUGAAGGAGGCGGUGAGCGAGGGCGCGGCGCCCGGCACGGUGGUGGCCCUGUUCAGCGUGACCGACCGCGACUCAGAGGAGAAUGGGCAGGUGCAGUGUGAGCUGCUGGGGGAUGUGCCAUUCCGCCUCAAGUCUUCCUUCAAGAACUACUAUACCAUCGUGACCGAGGCCCCCCUGGACCGAGAGGCGGGGGACUCCUACACCCUGACGGUGGUGGCUCGGGACCGGGGCGAGCCGGCGCUCUCCACCACUAAGUCGAUCCAGGUGCAAGUGUCAGAUGUGAACGACAACGCACCGCGGUUCAGCCAGCCGGUCUACGACGUGUAUGUGACCGAGAACAACGUGCCCGGCGCCUACAUCUACGCGGUGAGCGCCACGGACCGCGAUGAGGGCGCCAACGCCCAGCUAGCCUACUCUAUCCUCGAGUGCCAGAUCCAGGGCAUGAGCGUCUUCACUUACGUGUCCAUCAACUCCGAGAACGGCUACUUGUACGCCCUGCGCUCCUUCGACUACGAGCAGCUCAAGGACUUCAGCUUUCAGGUGGAAGCCCGGGACGCUGGAAGCCCCCAGGCGCUGGCUGGCAACGCCACUGUCAACAUCCUCAUCGUGGAUCAGAACGACAACGCCCCUGCCAUCGUGGCGCCCCUACCUGGGCGCAACGGGACUCCGGCGCGAGAGGUGCUGCCCCGCUCGGCGGAGCCGGGUUACCUGCUGACGCGUGUGGCCGCGGUGGACGCAGACGACGGCGAGAACGCCCGGCUCACCUACAGCAUUGUGCGGGGCAACGAAAUGAACCUUUUCCGCAUGGACUGGCGCACCGGGGAGCUCCGCACAGCGCGCAGGGUGCCAGCCAAGCGCGACCCCCAGCGGCCUUACGAGCUGGUGAUCGAGGUGCGCGACCAUGGGCAGCCUCCCCUGUCCUCCACCGCCACCCUGGUGGUGCAGCUGGUGGAUGGCGCUGUCGAGCCCCAGGGCGGGGGCGGGGGCGGGGGCGCGGGGUCAGGGGAGCAUCAGCGCCCCAGCCGCUCCGGCGGCGGGGAGACCUCGCUGGACCUCACCCUCAUCCUCAUCAUCGCGCUGGGCUCGGUGUCCUUCAUCUUCCUGCUGGCCAUGAUCGUCCUUGCCGUGCGUUGCCAAAAAGAGAAGAAGCUCAACAUCUACACGUGUCUGGCCAGUGAUUGCUGCCUCUGCUGCUGUUGCUGUGGCGGUGGAGGCUCGACCUGCUGCGGCCGCCAAGCCCGGGCACGCAAGAAGAAACUCAGCAAGUCGGACAUCAUGCUGGUGCAAAGCUCCAACGUACCCAGUAACCCGGCCCAAGUGCCCGUGGAGGAGUCCGGGGGCUUUGGCUCCCACCACCACAACCAGAACUACUGCUACCAGGUCUGCCUGACCCCUGAGUCCGCCAAGACCGACCUCAUGUUCCUUAAGCCCUGCAGCCCUUCGCGGAGUACGGACACUGAGCACAACCCCUGCGGGGCCAUCGUCACCGGCUACACAGACCAGCAGCCCGACAUCAUCUCUAACGGAAGCAUUUUGUCCAACGAGACUAAACACCAGCGAGCAGAGCUCAGCUAUCUAGUUGACAGACCUCGCCGUGUUAACAGUUCUGCAUUCCAGGAAGCUGACAUAGUAAGCUCUAAGGAUAGCGGUCAUGGAGACAGUGAACAGGGAGAUAGUGACCACGAUGCCACCAACCGCGGCCAGUCAGCUGGUAUGGAUCUUUUCUCCAACUGCACCGAGGAAUGUAAAGCACUGGGUCACUCAGAUCGGUGCUGGAUGCCUUCUUUUGUCCCUUCUGAUGGACGCCAGGCUGCCGAUUAUCGCAGCAACCUGCAUGUUCCUGGCAUGGACUCUGUUCCAGACACUGAGGUGUUUGAAACUCCAGAAGCCCAGCCUGGGGCAGAGCGGUCCUUCUCCACCUUCGGCAAAGAGAAAGCCCUUCACAGCACCCUGGAGAGGAAGGAGCUGGAUGGACUGCUGUCUAAUACACGAGCGCCUUACAAACCACCAUAUUUGACACGGAAAAGGAUAUGCUAGUCAGUUCUACAGGAUUUACCUGAAGCAGCAUGAUUUGCACAAGUCGACCAACAAAAGCAUCAACUUUUCAACUUCAUUACCUUGGCCAUCCAGUUAGUUGUGUGUAACUGAGUAUUAGAUUGCCGGCGGAGUCAUCAUGGCCAAUUAUAGGACCUAACUGCUCUCAGCAGGCCUGAGAAAUGAGUUGAAAUGUGCAGAACUGUAGAAACUUUAGGCAACUGAUUUUGCCUCUCCGAUCAGUGUGUGCCUGUUUACAGCGCUAUAUAUCUUUCUCUCUCCAAAUGUCACUGAGCCCUCUAGAUGUUUAUAUUCACCACGAGAAGCCAGUCAUAAAGAUAAAGGAAAUUUGUGCAUUAUAAAUGCAAUAUCACUGUUUUAAACUUGACUGUUUUAUAUUAUUUUUGUGUGAUCAAGUGUUCCCCAAACUAUUCCGACUUUACAAGAGAGAUUGUGAUUAUGUUCCUUUCACCCGUGGGUUAUAAAAAAUGUUGUAUUCUGAAGACCGACAAAAUAUCAAAGACAUUCUGUAGUUUAUACACCGUGUUGCAAAGUGUUUACUGUACUAUUUCAAAGCUUCUAAAUAAAUAUAAAAUAUAUAUAUUAUAUUAUAUAAUUUUCCUAAAAUGUGGUACAACUCAGUUGGUUUUUAAAUGGAUUCAUACAGUCCAUAUCAUACAGUA
Diceros bicornis minor is the source of this 4606-nucleotide messenger RNA. It is a transcript of the gene PCDH10, whose product is annotated as protocadherin 10. The record is from RefSeq and is a predicted model, not a curated record. The transcript is spliced from 5 exons. Gene Ontology annotation, molecular function: calcium ion binding. Gene Ontology annotation, biological process: homophilic cell-cell adhesion. Gene Ontology annotation, cellular component: plasma membrane. The coding region runs from base 804 to 3926 and encodes 1040 amino acids. NCBI's taxonomy places the organism in Eukaryota, Metazoa, Chordata, Mammalia, Perissodactyla, Rhinocerotidae.